AUGGAAUCCAGGACCUCCGUGGCAAGUCCUGCGGUAGCGGCGUCGCAGCUCUUUGACGUUGUCGUGUUUGCAGGUGGGAAGGCCGAUGGUCUCCGUCCAUUGUGUGACAAUGAGCCGAAACCGAUGCUUUGCAUCUGCAAUCAACCCAUGAUAUGGUACUGCCUGUAUCCCUGGUACGCCGCUGGCUGUCGUACCUUCUUUGUCACCGUCAACGAAGACUACGCGGCGUUGCAGAGCUACCUGCACCGCGUGUUCCAUGAUGUGGAGUUUGUCUUUGUGUUGGUACCCUUCACGCAGAAUGAGGCGCCGUCAACUACCUGCGAUGUGGUGAAGGCGUACCUGGAGCACAAGGAGUCCUUGCUGCCGAGUAAAUUGGGGCAUGCGCGUGACGCGUUGCUUCUCAGCUGCGACACACUUCUCCCUGGACUGGACCUGGAACCGUUUAUUCGCAACUUUUAUUGUUCCGUAGCCUCUGUAUCGGUGCUUUUGUUUCGUCCGCUGAAAAACACUCACACCCCGGCGGCUGCGGGGACAAAGGCUAACAGGAAACACGACACCGGCUUCCCCCCAAAACCGUACACAUUUCGCUACACUUGUACCGCAUACGAGGAACUAGAUGAGGCCGUAAACGGUACCUCGACGGCAAACUCGCGGGGCGACGGUGAGACUGACAGGGACACCAAUGGUCCGUGCAGCUACAGGUUACACAUCAUGUGCCCAUAUGAGGAGAGGCUGAGGCCCUAUGUUAGCAUGGGCUUUGGGGCUCGGCGACCCAACCUCACCUUUGCCUGCGACACGACGGACGCACACGUAUACCUUGUGCGUCACUGGGCUUUGCAUGCUAUUGCAGAUUCUGCGGGUGAAGGGAGGUCGGUGCAGCGCGACUGCAUCCCAUUUUUUGCCCUGAACCAGCAUAGUACCAUCAAUGAGAAACAUAGCUUGUUUGCGCGUCCGGAGAACAAGAUCAAGUAUAACAUUCCCAAACACUGGUUGUUUGAAAGAGACUGCUUUGUGAAUUUUCUUAAUGCCUCUCCAGGACCCGUGCUACCUGCAGAGGCGGAUAAUCUGCUUGUGUGUUGCACUAUCUACGAUGAAAGGCCAGAAACGUACAUGCGUGCCUACCGUGUCAGGACGUGCGAGGACUACAUUGCCGUGAAUAAAGAAAUUAUAUUCUCCAAAUGUCUGUUACACGGCGCAAAUGAAACGAUGCCGCGGAGUGCCACCAGCGGCACCGCCAAAUACACCCACCCACCGCCACACCAACAACAACAACCACAAUCAAUUCAGAGGCCUUCGCAGUCAUUCAUGGGCAAACAAUCCAUAUAUCGUGCUGUGAAUUCCUCACGAUUUCCUUUUUCUGCCAUGGCGCUCAGCGGCCUGGUGAGUGAUUCUGCCUUCACAAUACGCGCGGACGAUGUCUCUAGAGGGAUUACUGUCAUCCACAGUUUUCUGCGUACCUCGCCCACGUGCAAGGCCACUAUUGCCCGCAGUAUCAUUGGAAACAAUGUGACACUGGGGCCAGACGUGCGUAUUAGUAAUAGCAUUAUUUUGGAUAAUGCCGAGAUCGGUGCAGGCGCGACCAUCUCCAACUCUGUGAUUGGUUCAUCUGCCAUGGUCACUGCAGGGGUGAAGGUGAUGAACUGCACGGUUGGACCGCAGUGCCUCGUGGAAUCACACAGGAUUGAAAAAGCGAUUUGA
Trypanosoma rangeli is the source of this 1698-nucleotide messenger RNA. RefSeq names its product GDP-mannose pyrophosphorylase. Bases 1 to 1698 code for a protein of 565 amino acids. The record is from RefSeq and is a predicted model, not a curated record. Gene Ontology annotation, molecular function: guanyl-nucleotide exchange factor activity; translation initiation factor activity. The transcript has a single exon. Gene Ontology annotation, cellular component: guanyl-nucleotide exchange factor complex; eukaryotic translation initiation factor 2B complex. NCBI's taxonomy places the organism in Eukaryota, Euglenozoa, Kinetoplastea, Trypanosomatida, Trypanosomatidae. Gene Ontology annotation, biological process: biosynthetic process; cytoplasmic translational initiation.